Oncorhynchus gorbuscha (pink salmon) is the source of this 2591-nucleotide messenger RNA. Its product is annotated as zinc finger protein 883-like. The record is from RefSeq and is a predicted model, not a curated record. The transcript is spliced from 2 exons. Lineage: Eukaryota; Metazoa; Chordata; Actinopteri; Salmoniformes; Salmonidae. Bases 226 to 2046 code for a protein of 606 amino acids.
UGGACGGGACGCUUCUACAACAACGUCGAGUUAUUCACCUCCGUAGCUUUUAGCCAUCAUAAGCGAAAACAUUCAAGCUCUUUAAACGCUUUCGGUGUAUAUUAGCCACGGUGUUUUAAACACACUUGUCGUAUCUACUAGUUAGUUACCCAAUUUAAUAUAAUAUUUACGUUGUUGUUAGCUAACUGGCUGAGUAAAUGAGUAGUAGUGCUCGUCUAGUCACUAAUGCUAACUAGCUAUCUAGCUAACAUCCCAACCAUGAGUUCACUAAACGACUCCCCCACUUCUAAAGAGGAGGUCUGCUGGACGGAGAAAGAAACUCUGGGGCUGAACAUUGUCGUGAAAGAGGAGAAGGAAGAAGAGGAUGUCACAGUAAAACAAGAAACCGAGGUUGAGGCUGUUACAGUGAAGGAAGAAGAGAAAGAGGUUAAAUUGACAGGUGAAGACGCGUUCAGAGUGAAAGAGGAAGAGGAUGUUACAUUAAAAGAAGAGGAGGAUGUUACAGUAAAAGAAGAGGAAGAGAAAGAGGAGAUGACUGUCACAGUGAAAGAAGAGGAAGACGUUUUUGAAAUGAAGGAAGUGGAGGAGAUUACUGUCACAUUAGAAGAAGAAGAAGAGGAGACAGGAGAUCUGAUUAACAACAGAGAGAGACCAGUCUCUCCAUCUGACAGCAGAAAGAGUCCUUCAGGGGAACCAGACCCAGAGAAGAGUCCUUCAGGGGAACCAGACCCAGAGAAGAGUCCUUCAGGGGAACCAGACCCAGAGAAGAGUCCUUCAGGGGAACCAGACCCAGAGACCCCAGCGAGACAACACCACUGCUCCCAGUGUAAUUUGAGUUUUAAGUGGUUAUGGAAGCUGAAAGAACAUGAAAGGAAACACACUGGAGAAAAGCCCUUCCAAUGCUCCCAGUGUGGAAAUAGAUUCUCACGAGCACAUGACCUAAAAUCACAUGAGAGGACACACACUGGGGAAAAACCACACAAUUGUUCCCAGUGUGGAAAGCUUUUUUCCCAUUUAGGGAACCUGAACAAACAUAAGCGAAUACACUCUGGAGAGAAGCCUUACCCCUGUUCCCAUUGUGGAAAGAAUUUUAGGUCUUCAGAUAACCUGAAAGCGCAUGAGAGGACACACACAGGGGAAAAACCAUACCAUUGCUCCCUUUGUGGAAAGGAUUUUACCAAGUUAAGGAACCUAAAAGAGCAUGAGAGGAAACACACAGGAGAAAAGCCUUACGAAUGCUCCCAGUGUGGAAAGAGUUUUUCCCAUAUAGGGAACCUGAACAAACAUAAGAGAGUACACUCUGGAGAGAAGCCUUACCCCUGUUCCCAUUGUGGAAAGAAUUUUAGGUCUUCCGAUAACCUGAAAGCGCAUGAAAGGACACACACAGGGGAAAAACCUUACCAUUGCGCCCUGUGUGGAAAGGAUUUUACCAAGUUAGGGAACCUAAAAGAGCAUGAGAGGAAACAUACAGGAGAAAAGCCUUACCACUGCUCCCAGUGUGGAGAGAGAUUUUCAAGGUCACUAUACCUUAAAACACACGAGAGGACACAUACAGGAGAAAAGCCUUACCACUGCUCCAAUUGUGGAAAGACAUUUUCAACAUCAUCUGACCUAAAAAAGCACCAGAGGACACACACAAGGGAGAAAUCUUACCAUUGCUCUCAAUGUGGAAAUAGUUUCUUACGAUCACAUGACCUAAAAUCGCAUGAGCUGACACACACAGGGGAAAAACCACAUAGUUGCUCCCAGUGUGGAAAGUGUUUUUUGUAUUUAGGGAACCUGAACAAACAUAAGAAAAUACACUCUGGGGAGAAGCCUUACCCCUGUUCCCAUUGUGGAAAAUUCUUUAGGUCGUUAGAUAACAUGAAGGAGCAUGAGAGGACACACACAGGGGAGAAGCUUUACCACUGCGCCCUGUGUGGAAAGAGAUAUUCACGAUCACAUGACCUAAAAUUACAUAAAAGGAAACACGCAGGGGAAGAAAACACACAAUUACACACACAGGGGAAAAACCACACAGUUGGUCCCAGUGAGGAAAGAAUCUAACGCAGUUAGAGAACCUCUUCCCAGUGAGGAAAGAAUCUAACGCAGUUAGAGAACCUCUUCCCAGUGAGGAAAGAAUCUAACGCAGUUAGAGAACCUCUUCCCAGUGAGGAAAGAAUCUAACGCAGUUAGAGAACCUCUUCCCAGUGAGGAAAUACAUUGUCCAAUUACACACACAGGGGGUAAACCACACAGUUGGUCCCAGUGAGGAAGGAAUCUAACGCAGUUGGAGAACCUCUUCCCAGUGAGGAAAUACAUUGUCCAAUUACACACACAGGGGGUAAACCACACAGUUGGUCCCAGUGAGGAAAGAAUCUAACGCAGUUAGAGAACCUCUUCCCAGUGAGGAAAUACAUGGUCCCGGUCACAUGACCUAAAAUCACAUCAAAUCAAACUAUAUUUAUACAGCACCUGUCAGACAUGGAAUGCAACACAAUGGGCUUCACAGGGAACAUUACCUAAAAUCACAUCAAAUCAAACUAUAUUUAUACAGCACCUUUCAGACAUGGAAUGGAACACAAUGGGCUUCACAGGUAAAAAAUAAUGGG